CCUGAAUCUAUGACUCCUUUUCUCAUUGUCUCCUGCACCCAUUCGUGUGUUUGGUAUCCCUUCCAAUCCGAAUAUUCCAGGGAAGAUAUAGCCGACCUACAACGGAGAAUGUAUCAUCUAUGAAAUCCUGGUCCUUUGGCAAUUGUCUAGUACAUGGUUUCUGCAGAUGCUGCCUCGGAGCAAUGAAUCUAUUUAUCUAGAGAUGCUCUUGGUAUUUUCAAGGCAUACUUCCCUCUAUUAUGCAUUCCACGAUUUUCCGAGUCCCGUCCCUCCGGACCAGAUUCCCUGGCCAGCUCUCCUGGAUGCGAAGCUUCUGCUUAUCUUCGCAGCGACACGAGAUCAAAGAGCUUGACACACUACCACAGCGAGUAAUACCAGGAUAUCAAGAAUCGCAAGUAGGCGAUCUCCUAUCCCUGCAAUGGCCGACGCCGCCACGCAACAUCCUUGUUGUGAAAAAAAAUUGUGUCCCAGCAGUAACAGAAUCCCUUGUUGAAUUUGCCAAUCAUGCGACAUCUACGUAUCCUUCAAUAUCGAUCAUCCUUGAACCCAAAGUUGCCGAAGAGGUUCAUGCAUCGCUGCACGCCCCGGCUUACACGACGUCUCUGGAUCGCCUUCGACCGGCACUACACAGUAAAGUAGAUCUCACCGUUACCCUGGGAGGAGAUGGAACUAUCUUACAUGCUUCAUCGCUUUUCGCGACGUGCUACAAUGUACCCCCAAUGUUAUCCUUCAGCAUGGGCACGCUUGGGUUUCUCAGUGAAUGGAAGUUUCCCGAGUAUAAGCGCGCGUUUCGGGAGGUUUACAUGUCUGGGGCGGGGGCAGGAGAUCGUGCAACCGUGCUAGGCGACGUGCGGCCGACGACGCAUGAUGAGCCACUAGACCUAGACGUGGGCCCAACGGGCUGGUCAUCGGUACGGGGCAAGUCGAUGGGUCUGACGCGCGGAGCUCGGAUUCUGAUGCGCAACCGACUGAAGGUAGGGCUUUUCACAGCGGAUGGACAGCCAGUUCGACAAGAAGCAUCAGCGAAUUCUGUGCCAGGCAUCUGGGAUCGUCGGGGACUGUAUGUCAUGAACGAAGUCCUGCUGCAUCGUGGUAAGGAGCCGCAUCUGGCAGUGGUAGAUAUCUACGUUGGUGGACGCUUCUUGACGGAAGCUGUAGCCGACGGGAUCAUCAUCUCGACGCCAACCGGAAGCACAGCGUACAGCUUGAGUAGUGGUGGUAGUAUCGUGCACCCUCUUGUCCCUGCUGUACUCCUGACCCCGAUCUGCGCCCGAAGCUUGAGCUUCCGGCCAUUGGUGCUGCCGUCGAGUACACCGAUCACGCUCCGUCUGAGCGAGAAGAACCGCGGCCGCGAAUUAGAGGUGAGCAUUGAUGGGGUGAACAUGGGUCAAGGGAUGACGGCGGGGAUGGAAGCGCGGGUGUGGAAUGAGGAGAUGCGGCACGGCAAGAAUGAAUGGCAGGGGGGAGUGCCAUGUGUAAUGCGGAGGAUCACCGGUGGGGAGGCGCAUGAUGGCUGGGUGGGUGGUCUCAACGGAUUGCUGAAGUUCAAUCAUCCAUUCGGUGAGGAUCGCUAAUGACUUUGCUCGAUCAUUCUGAUCCGAUGAACACAAUCUGAAGAGAUAUAUGGACAUAAUACAACCAUAUAUUCCGGGAAUUGCAUUGCCG
Messenger RNA from Aspergillus brunneoviolaceus CBS 621.78, 1665 nucleotides. Its product is annotated as NADH kinase POS5. Gene Ontology annotation, molecular function: NAD+ kinase activity. Lineage: Eukaryota; Fungi; Ascomycota; Eurotiomycetes; Eurotiales; Aspergillaceae. Bases 240 to 1574 code for a protein of 444 amino acids. The transcript is spliced from 4 exons. Gene Ontology annotation, biological process: NADP+ biosynthetic process; NAD+ metabolic process. The record is from RefSeq and is a predicted model, not a curated record.